Messenger RNA from Ochotona princeps (American pika), 2364 nucleotides. RefSeq names its product small glutamine rich tetratricopeptide repeat co-chaperone beta (gene SGTB). Gene Ontology annotation, molecular function: protein binding; molecular adaptor activity. The coding region runs from base 208 to 1122 and encodes 304 amino acids. Gene Ontology annotation, cellular component: membrane; TRC complex. Gene Ontology annotation, biological process: post-translational protein targeting to endoplasmic reticulum membrane. The record is from RefSeq and is a predicted model, not a curated record. The transcript has 11 exons. NCBI's taxonomy places the organism in Eukaryota, Metazoa, Chordata, Mammalia, Lagomorpha, Ochotonidae.
GCGAGCGAGGCGCGCAGCCGGGUGGGCUGAGGGGGCGGCGGCGGCGUGGGAGCCGGGGAAGUUUGGGCAGGCGCUGGUGGCACCGGGUUCCUGAGCCACGCUCAAGCCCUGAGAACCAGCGGACAGGCGGACCGACUUCCAGACGCCCUCGGGCCCGCAGCCGUCAUUUCGCAUCCUCUUGCUUGGAGAAACUUGUGAGUGUCUAGAAUGUCAUCUGUCCAGCACCUGGUUUAUGCAGUUAUUCGUUUCUUACGGGAACAAAGUCAGAUGGAAGCAUAUACUUCUGAUGAACAAGAAAGUUUGGAAGUGGCCAUUCAGUGCUUGGAGACCGUUUUUAAGAUCAGCUCAGAAGACACACACUUGGCAGUGUCACAACCUUUGACCGAAAUGUUCACAAAUUCCUUCUGUAAGAAUGACAUCCUGCCCCUCUCAAACUCAAUGCCUGACGAUGUGGGAAAAGCCGAUCAAUUAAAAGACGAAGGCAAUAACCACAUGAAGGAAGAAAACUACACUGCCGCCGUGGCUUGUUACACGCAGGCGAUAGAACUGGACCCCAACAACGCCGUCUAUUAUUGCAACAGGGCUGCUGCUCAGAGCAAAUUAAGUCACUACACAGAUGCAAUAAAGGACUGUGAGAAAGCAAUAGCAAUUGACUCAAAGUACAGCAAAGCCUACGGGCGAAUGGGGCUGGCCCUCACUGCCAUGAAUAAAUUUGAAGAAGCAGUUACAAGUUACCAAAAGGCAUUAGAUCUUGACCCUGAAAAUGAUUCCUAUAAGUCAAAUCUGAAAAUAGCAGAACAGAAGUUGAGAGAAGUGUCCAGUCCUACAGGAACUGGAUUGAGCUUUGACAUGGCUAGCCUGAUAAACAAUCCAGCUUUCAUUAGUAUGGCAGCAAGUUUAAUGCAAAAUCCUCAAGUUCAACAACUGAUGUCGGGGAUGAUGACAAAUGCCAUUGGGGGACCUGCUGCCGGGGUCGGGGGCCUCACUGACCUGUCUAGCCUCAUCCAAGCGGGACAGCAGUUUGCUCAGCAGAUACAGCAGCAGAACCCCGAGCUCAUCGAGCAGCUGAGGAAUCACAUCCGGAGCCGAUCCUUCAGCAGCAGUGCCGAGGAACACUCCUGAUUCCACGGCGGCCCGAGGCCAAUCUGUACAUAGCGCUCCGCCCCCUCAAGCACUGUAUCUGAUGCUUGAAAACCAUGGAGGGGAACCUCUUGUGUAUAUUCUUAAAGAAGAAAUCUGUAAAGACGAUAGAUUUAUCACAACACACACCUGAACAUCACAUGACUCCUUUGGAAAUGAACCAAUGCCCUGGAGUCCUGGGACGAGGUUCCCAUUUUCCAACUUGUACCACCAUCAUGUGUGUACAUCAGACUCAACAGCAGAGUGUAUUCAUUGGACAGUGGGGCUGUGUGUUGGUGAAUUCCACUGCUCCAAAUUCCAUUAAGCAGAUUUUUUUUUUUUUUUGAGGGGAGCUAUCUAAGGGAAAUAUUUCCCACUGGUUCAGAAGAAAUAUAUGCUACUAAGCAGCAUUUCAGGAGAGCAGACUCUCACAGUUUAGGUUUAGCUCUGAUAAGGAAGAUCAGUGGAAAAGAUUUAUCCUAAGUUCCAGGGUUUUUUAAUGCUAUUGAUUCUGAUGAGUGACAAGGUAUCUAUUUGCUGCUAGAAAGUGGUUAUUGGGUGAAAGGGCUGUUUUAGCAAGAAAGAUAAAAACCCAGAGAAUGUGAAUGUAUAGAAAGUGAAGGAGGAAUGUUCAGGUUGUCUGCAUGGCUCCAGAAGUGACAACACUCACAAGGCCAGCUAUGCCAAGGACAUAAUAAAAAUACAUUUUGAAAUCUGUAAUGGUACUGGUUUCAUCAGGGCUGAAACUGUUCUUAAUUCCCCUGGUGGUGACUUUAUCUUGGAAAUGAUCAAAUUCUCAUCUAUCUAUAUUCAAAUCAGCCACAGCCCUGGCUCCAAUAAUUUUCUAAGUGGGAUUCAAUUAUGUGUCCGUAAACAUUUUUUUUUAAACUAAGGAUCACCACAAGCUCUUAUCACUAACUUUGCUUGUUUAUUCAGUUUUGUUAGAUUUGUCUUGGCAUAUCAGUCUUAAGUUUAAUCUAAAAUCAUUUGAACAGGAGAUAACAUAUUUUAUCAUGCGCUGGAUGUCAACUGGUUAGAGAGAAAUUGUGUUAGGUGUUAAUGGCAUGGCUCUAACUAGUGAUGGAUGACCCAGUUCUAAUUCCAAAUGGAAUUUUCUUUUUGUUUAUUAAUCAUGAAAUUGGUGAAAUGAGGCUAAUGUGAUCAUUUCACAAAUGUAAGAGGAAACUGAAAAAGAGAGUGGUAUGAAAUUAAAUCAGUAAGUCGAUGAUCAGGGCCUUACUGGAA